UUAAUCCCGUACCAAUUAAUAAAAAAGAAACUCGAAACUCUUCUUUUACCGUCGAACAAAACCGUCGCAAUUUGUCUGAGAAAGUUUGAUGAAGAACCUCCACCACCACCUCCACGCUCUCCCCUUGAAUCAACACCACACUUUCCUCUCCCCCGACACCCAAAUCCUCCACCUCUUGAAAAACGGCGCUCUCUCUCAAGCCCUGAACCUCCUCAACACUUCACAACCAACCCUCUCUCUCAAACCAGUCAUCUACGCUUCCCUCCUUCAAACCUGCGUCAAAACCUCCUCAUUCCACCACGGCACCUCCGUCCACGCCCACGUCCUCAAAUCCGGACUCCACUCCGACCGCUUCGUCGGCAACAGUCUCCUCACUCUCUACUUUAAACUAAGCCCGGGCCCCCAUUUAUCUCAGGCCCGUAAACUCUUCGACUCACUCUCUAUCAAAGAUGUCAUCUCAUGGACUUCUCUCAUCUCCGGUUACACCCGCUCCGGUCUGCCACAUCAAUCUAUCUCUCUUUUCCACCAAAUGUUAACCUUUCCUAUUCAGCCCAAUGCUUUUACUCUCUCUUCCGUUGUUAAAGCUUGUUCCCAGCUUAAUAACUUAACCCUGGGUCGUUGCUUUCAUUCCAUGGUUAUAACACGUGGGUUUGAUUCCAACACUGUUGUUUCUUGCUCGUUGAUUGAUAUGUAUGGUUGGAGUCGCGCGGUUGAGGAUGCACAGCGGGUGUUCGAUGAUUUGCCUGAAAAAGACGAUGUUUUUUGUUGGACUGCGAUUGUAUCGACGUUUACGCGAAAUGAUAUGUUUAAAGAGGCGCUGAAGUUGUUUUAUGUGAUGCAGAGGGUUCGUGGGUUGGUUCCGGAUGGUUUUACGUUUGGGACGGUGUUGACUGCUUGUGCUAAUUUAGGGUUGUUGAGGCAAGGGAAGGAGGUUCAUGCUAAGGUUGUUGGUUUAGGUUUUGGUGGAAAUGUUGUUGUUGAGAGUAGUUUGUUGGAUAUGUAUGGAAAAUGUGGGUCUGUUAGGCAUUCUAGGAUUGUGUUUGAUAGGUUAAGUGAUGAUAAGAAUUCAGUGACUUGGACUGCAAUGCUUGGUGUGUAUUGUCAGAAUAAAGAAUAUCAAAAUGUGCUUGAUCUUGUUAGGGAGAGGGGGGUUUUGGAUUUUUACGGAUUUGGGAUUGUUCUUCGUGCGUGUUCGGGGUUGGCUGCGGUGAAUCAUGGGAAAGAGGUUCAUUGUAAAUAUGUGAGGAAUGGUGGUUGGAAAGAUGUUAUAAUUGAGUCUGCGUUGGUUGAUUUGUAUGCAAAAUGUGGUAUGGUUGAUUUUGCACGCACGGUGUUUGCGCAUAUGGAGGUUAGGAAUUUGAUCACGUGGAACUCGAUGAUCAGUGGGUUCGCGCAGAAUGGAAAUGGGGUCGAGGCGUUGGUGUUGUUUGAGGAUAUGAUUAAGGAAGGGAUUAUACCUGAUUCCAUCACUUUUGUUGCGGUUCUCUUUGCUUGUAGUCAUGCGGGUUUGGUUGAUGAAGGGAGACGGUUUUUUGCUUUGAUGGGGGAAUAUGGGAUUAAGCCUGUUGUGGAACAUUAUAAUUGCAUGAUUGAUCUUUUGGGGCGUGCUGAGUUUAUAGAGGAGGCUGAGUGUUUAUUGGAAAAUGCAGAUUGCAAAUAUGAUAAAUCACUUUGGGCAGCUCUUCUUGGAGCUUGUACCAAGUGUUCUGACUACGACACUGCCGAACGCAUUGCGAAGAAGAUGAUUGAAUUGGAACCUAACUUCCAUUUGAGCUAUGUUCUGCUUGGUAACAUUUACAGAGAGGUUGGCCGGUGGGACGAUGCUUUGGAGAUCAGGAAGUUGAUGGAAGAUAGAGGGGUUAAGAAGUUGCCCGGUAAGAGCUGGAUUGAUAGUGAAAAUCGGAAGGGUUCUCAUGUGAACGCUUGUACGGGAAAAGGUGAUUCUAGCAUGCGGGAAGCUAUUUGAUGACCAACAUUUUAAACUGUGGACAUAGUUGCAAUAAGAUUAUGACCCUUGUUAAGCCACUGGUGUAGUUGCAUUAUAGUUUCAGAUAAAUGCAACAAAUGUGGCUGCAACUUCUUGUACAAAGUAGCUGUAACCCCAAAAGCAGUAUUCUAGCAAUGGGAGAGUCAGUGUGAUGAUAGAAAUUGGCAGAUUAUUCGAAGCUAUGGCUAAUGACCUAGUAUUUGCCCUUUUGGCAAUAUUGAGCUAGCAUGUUAACUAAUAGUAGCAUCAGCUUCAAGUAGAUUAUACAAAGAUUCUACGGUACUGUUGUGAAUAAUGGGAAUUGUUUAACUCUCAUUCGAGAAGUGACUGCCAUUGAAGCCAGCAUCUAAUAUUUUUUGUUGUCUGGUGGAAGAGAUUGCGAUGAUAAGCCCUGCAGAAUUCAUCAGCCGCUGUAAUCAGAUAAAAUGUAUAAAAAAUUAUUACAUAUUGAUCAUGUUAGCUGAUUUGCAUAAUUGUGUGCUUUCAUGACCAAGAUGGUCUGGUUAUUGCAGAACUGAUGAGAAUGAUUGGCAAACUAAGGUUACUAAGAUACAAACUAUUCGUUCUUUACAAAUCUUGCUUGUACCUGAGGGUUGACUUGGGACUUCUUGAUGAUGCAAAGAGCCUCAUAACAAUUCUACCAAGCGGUCCCUUAGCCGUGGUUGACAGGGAAAGGGGAGGAGCACUUGAGAAGGGAAGGAGAGAUUUUAGAAGGGCUGCUGCUGGAAGUUUGGUUAUUGAUGGUAAUUCAUGGUCAAGGAUGAAAUUGAGUUACAGAGAAAGGAAGCACAAAAGGGUUAAGAUAUUUGUUCUUCUUUAGCCGAUUGUUUUAAGAGUUUAACGCUAUACACUAUGAGUGUUAACAUUCAAUGAGAAGCCUCCAUUUUACCAUUUCAUACACCAAUUUUAAAAUUUAGUUACAAAAGUGGGGUGAUGUGGUUAAAUAAUCUGAUAGAAAUGUGAUUAGUGAAGUGGGGCCUAGGCCAAGGGUGUGGAAAGUUUAUACUAGGAAGAAGACAAAAAGGAAUGAAAGAUGAUGACAUGGCUGUGAAUGCAUGAGGAACGCAUGAAAUGCAUGAGAGUGGCUAUAUAUAGCUAUAGCUGGAAGGGAAUAAUCAGGAAGGAAUUCGGUUAGAAUCUGGUGGGGUCACCUCUUGGUGAUUUGGGAGCACUGCGUGCCUGGGAAUUGGUAGCUAUUACCGGUUUGUUAUUUUUCUAUUUUUCUAUUCUUAUCUUUCUGUAAUUGUGGAUCUCAUAGCAAUACAAUUCCAGUUUCAUUACUCAUAUUACACUGUUA
Messenger RNA from Lathyrus oleraceus (garden pea), 3284 nucleotides. RefSeq names its product pentatricopeptide repeat-containing protein At1g03540. The transcript has a single exon. The record is from RefSeq and is a predicted model, not a curated record. Lineage: Eukaryota; Viridiplantae; Streptophyta; Magnoliopsida; Fabales; Fabaceae. Gene Ontology annotation, biological process: RNA modification. The coding region runs from base 89 to 1966 and encodes 625 amino acids. Gene Ontology annotation, molecular function: RNA binding; protein binding.